Molecule: messenger RNA, 759 nt
Organism: Bolinopsis microptera
Lineage: Eukaryota; Metazoa; Ctenophora; Tentaculata; Lobata; Bolinopsidae
Product: exonuclease 1-like
Exons: 6
Coding region: 1-759 (252 amino acids)
Biological process (GO): mismatch repair; DNA recombination
Cellular component (GO): nucleus
Molecular function (GO): metal ion binding; 5'-3' DNA exonuclease activity; 5'-flap endonuclease activity
Source: RefSeq, a predicted model, not a curated record
AUGGGUAUAACAGGACUGCUCCCAUUCCUCUCCAACAUCCACAAGAAAGUGCACGUAGGUCAGUAUGCUGGGCGGUGUGUGGCUGUUGAUACCUCCUGCUGGUUACAUCGCGGUGCUUUCUCCUGUGCUUUCGAGCUUGCUACAGGACAACCCACGACAAGGUAUGUGAACUACAUAGCGAAGCGUAUAAAACUACUGCUCUAUAACAAAGUCUACCCUGUGAUGGUGUUUGAUGGUUGUAACACUCCCUCCAAGAAGAAUACCAAUGAAAAGAGAAGGGAUGUCAGACAUGCUAAUAGAGAGAAAGGAAAGAAGUUGCUUGCGGAGGGAAACAAGAGUGGGGCAGUGGACAUGUUCCAAAAAGCUAUCAGCAUCACCAACGAUAUGGUUGUUGAGGUGAUAAAGGAAUGUAGCGCGAUGAAUGUCCCUGUUAUUGUAGCACCGUAUGAAGCCGAUGCUCAGAUUACUUAUCUCGUUAAAUCUGGGGUGGUUGAUUUCGCUAUUACAGAGGAUUCCGAUCUUUUACCGUUCGGCUGCCAGAAAGUCCUCUUUAAGAUGGACGAGCAAGGGUACGGUAUUGAGAUAGACUUGUCCGACCUGGGCAAGUCAACUGAUGAACCUAGAUUCGAUGGAUGGUCUAUCGAGAAGUUCAGCGGCCCAAACAAAAAGACUGUUGUAUCUGAGUCCACAACAAAAGCCAAGGAGGGCUCGAGCAAGAAGAAGAGCUGUAAAGUUUGCAACUAUGCCAAGGAUAACUAA